CUAUCGAGUGCUUUGUUGCCGUUCAUCUCACCAAACAGCGAAGAUGUCGACGCACUUUAGCGCAAAUCAGUACGAGAAAGAAUUCGCUGCUCGUAGGUUGCAGAACUGGGAAAUUCCCAAGAGAUUCAAAGAGCGUCCAUCAACUUUUGAAGGCUUCACCCAGCCAAUUAGCAAUGACCAAGGACACAUUUUGCCAGGGAUCCCACGCUCUUCAAAGAGUCCCUGGGGUGAGUUUGUGGGUACAUGGGAAAUGAAAAAACCUCCUCUUAAAACAAAGACCAUAAAGACAAAUGCAAUAUCCACAAGCAUGCAAAAAGAAACAGAGCCACCUGCACGCACACCGAGUCCUAAAAAAGAAGAAACUGCAGACAAAGCAAGGACUCCAACACCCCAGCCAGAAGAAGUAUGGACACCAAGCCCACAAGAAGGGAAAACAAGCCCACGUCCACCAAGCCAGAGUAGUCAAUGUAAAAAGUCACCCAGCCCUGUUGUGGCAAAAACCCCUGAACCAGCUGCUCCAUCUCCUGUUAAGAGCCGCACUGAAGAAAAUGGCCCACCCAAGAAUGUGGUUAUGUUUUCAGACCCAGCUUGAUGUUUGUACAGUACCAUGUAAUCUGCAAGUAAUUCCUUCUCUAAGCAAUUGCAAAAUAAAUAUACCAAGUUAUGAAACUUCA
This is a messenger RNA of Stylophora pistillata, 674 nucleotides long. RefSeq names its product protein Flattop homolog. The record is from RefSeq and is a predicted model, not a curated record. Gene Ontology annotation, cellular component: ciliary basal body. Lineage: Eukaryota; Metazoa; Cnidaria; Anthozoa; Scleractinia; Pocilloporidae. Gene Ontology annotation, biological process: cilium organization.